CUGCUACCGUAACGGUGGCCAGUGUGGCUAUAUCCUCUGCUUUUACCAACGCCGCCCCUCGAACUACCACCCACUCUACGUCUCAGGCUCUAGUUCAGGCAGUCAACUCGACAUGCCGAUAAGCUGGGUCUAAGCAACGUACCACGCUGCAAGACGCACAGCAGGUACACCUACAUUGCUCGGGAGUCGGGACUGGCAGGUCGGGACCUUACGCCCCUCGGUCUGCGCACUGUGCUAGCUGUACUACACGAUGUCCGGAAGUCAUAAUCUAGCAGAUUUGGAGCGCACAACACCCAGUCCCCGCAUGUCUGCCUUCGCCCGCGGUAUGGUGGACUACGCCAAGGAGGCUCUGAGAUUUUACCGCAUCCAUCUCCUCCUGUUUGUCAUCGUUCCGCUACUUGGGGCUCUUGUUUUCUGGGCUUCUAACGGAGAGUUCAAGAUUCCAUUCAUCGAUGCUCUCUUUGUCUGCGUCAGCGCUGCCACCGGCACCGGUCUGUCGCCAGUCGACUUGAGUAGCACCACACCAUGGCAGCAGGCAAUCAUAGUCUUGCUGGAGAUAUGCGGCAAUCUUGUGUUCGUGUCGUGGGUGGUCGUAUACUUCCGUCGGGCCUACUUUCUGGACCACCUCAAGCACAUCGUAGCUGCAGACCGUGAACGUUCAAUGACGCGACACGAGACCACCGCGAGCCACGCUUCCCAUGCCAGUCCGUCGCGCGCCAUCGUCGACGCACUGGUCGGUCAUGGACUAGACGAUCUGCAGGAACAGCGUCAUCGGAUCCAGAGCUGUCGGAAGGAGAGCAACCCUGGGCAAGCUGAAGCCACGAGGUCUUUGCGCCCAGAGAUGGUCCGUAGGCUGGAUGUUGCUCCUCACUUGGUUGAUCCUGCCGGGAAGAUUGUGUAUGCUUCCGGUGUGCACCCGUCAUCCUCGCAGACGUCGCCGCAUCUCGUGGAAAGAGACAGAUUCCCCCGUGCACACAGCAUCGAAAGCAGGGUACACACUCGCAACGACGCACGCGGCACCCAGCAUGGAGGAACGGAAGACUUCGGAGGUUUCCCUUACCCCUGGCGCAUCGUCUCAAAUGCGAUUCGUCGUCUGUUUCCCCGAUUACAUCAGAAGCUCCGGCGGACGGUGACAAUGCCUCGCACGUCUACACUUGUACCGCCCAACACAGGAAGCGCCGCCGUGCUUUCCGGGGAAGAUACCAGACAAGUACCGUAUAUCACCUUUAGCGCCAACGUCGGUAGGAACUCGACCUUUCACGGCUUGACGGAUGAGAAUAUCGAGGAACUCGGUGGCGUAGAGUAUCGUGCUCUGACCGCACUACUGUGGAUUGUCCCACUGUACUACUUCGGUUUGCUAGCGAUCACGUUUAUUGCCAUCGCGCCAGUUGCCAACGAGGAUAGCUACCGCUGGAUCUUUCGCGUACCGCAGCAGCACCGCGAUAUUAAUCCAAUCUGGUUCUCGGCCUUCCAGGUCAUUGGCGCUUGGGCGAACACGGGCAUGUCUUUAGUAGACCAAAACAUGGUGCCGUUCCGCAAUGCGUAUCUCAUGGUCGUUGUUCUAUGCCUAGACGUGUUGGCUGGAAAUACUGCAUUUCCGAUUUUCCUCAGAUUCAUGAUUUGGACCAUAACGAAGAUACUUCCUCACAACUCUCGCACGAACGAAGCAUUGCAUUUCCUUCUAGAUCAUCCACGCCGGUGUUUCAUUUAUCUCUUCCCAGCAAAUCAAACGUGGGUUCUGCUGGCUGUGCAAUUCAUGAUUGAUUUUGUUCUCUGGCUCUUCGACAUCGUAUUGAACUGGGGGAAUCCGGCGACUGACAGUAUCCCCUUGGGUACGCGAAUUGUGGAUGCACUCCUCCAGGCGUCUGCAGUCCGCAGCGCAGGGUUUCAGGUUAUACCGUUGUCGUCCCUCGUUCCCGCUGUUCUGGUACUCGACGUCGUGAUGAUGUAUAUUGCGAUGUAUCCUAUCGCCCUGAGCGUACGCUCGACGAACGUGUACGAAGAGACAUCGCUCGGCGUAUACGAGGCAGACGAGAUGGCGUACGGGAUGGACGACAGCUCGGAAGCACGGGUACAGAUAUGGGGUAAAUACUUGUGGACGCACGCGCGAAGGCAGUUAUCGUUUGAUAUGUGGUGGCUGGCUCUAUCCUUGUUCCUUCUGUGUAUUAUUGAGCGCACCCCGCUUAUGGAUACGAGCAAGGCAUCGUGGUUUAAUAUCUUCGCUCUCAUCUUCGAACUUGUCUCUGCCUACGGCACGGUUGGUCUUUCUCUCGGUGUACCCUAUGCAAACUUCAGCUUUUGCGGGGCACUCCAUACGCUAUCCAAGCUCAUCCUCUGCGCGGUGAUGGUUCGCGGCCGCCAUCGCGGGUUGCCUGUUGCACUCGACCGGGCAGUCAUCCUUCCACGCGAUCUCAAGAAGCCAGCCACGAAUCAGGAGGGGGCUCAGGAUUCUCCGUCCACAGAAGACUCAUCGUUCGAGAAGCACGAACGCAAAGCCGAGUCAGUAUUGAUCAACGAAAAGGAGGCGGUGUCGGAAGAGCAAUCUCACAGUGUCACGUCGCUGUCCAUACGCCGCUCACGCACGUUGAGCUUCGCGGUGGACGCAACCAGGGGCACGGCGAGGACAGUCAAUGUUGGUGGUAUAAACGGUGUCGCGGAAGAGGAAUCGCAACCCAUUCAUGGUAUAGAAGAAUUGCCCUUGUACUAGUAUAACUUACCGCUUAGAUCUCCCACUGUUUCUCGUGGCUCGGAUUUCUCAAUCGCUGUCGUAGCUUUCCCACCAUGGACUUAAUGUGUAUAUGUAUCGGGGCGCCUCGUGUCUCAAUUCAUCGGCAGCCUAUUUUGAAGGAUG
Rhodofomes roseus is the source of this 2851-nucleotide messenger RNA. RefSeq names its product TrkH-domain-containing protein. The record is from RefSeq and is a predicted model, not a curated record. Lineage: Eukaryota; Fungi; Basidiomycota; Agaricomycetes; Polyporales; Fomitopsidaceae. Bases 251 to 2707 code for a protein of 818 amino acids. Gene Ontology annotation, cellular component: plasma membrane. The transcript has 14 exons. Gene Ontology annotation, biological process: potassium ion import across plasma membrane; intracellular potassium ion homeostasis. Gene Ontology annotation, molecular function: high-affinity potassium ion transmembrane transporter activity.